AUGUCUCUAGAAUAAUUAUAAUGUAUAGAAGACGAUAGAUAAUAUUAUCAAUCAAUUAGUAAAUCAACACAAUAGUAAUCAUAUCAAUCAAUUGCAACAUUAUAAUCCGAUCAAUCAAUUGAAUCAUUAGAAAAAUUAGUAUCAUAAGAGAUUGUUAAGGAUUCAAACUUGAAACUUGAGUUAGAUCAAUUUAUAGGAUUAUUAUAAAAAGUCAAGCCAUCAAAUUUGAAAAAUGAGCUCUCAGUUGUGAUGAGUACAGAACAGGAGGAAUAUUAUAGUUUUUAAUAAAAACAACCUUUAGAUAGAAAGGAAGUAAUGUUUGAAGGAUUUUAGAAAUGCUAUGUUGAGGCAAUAAAAAUAAUUAGCAAUUUAAUCAGAGAUUCAAAAGAAUAAAAUUAUAUAAUAUCUUAUUUGGAAAAGAUGCAAAUGAUUUAUGUAUACAUAAAAUUGCAAUAAUUAGAUUAUGCAUAUCUAGAGUUAUUAAGGCAUGGAAAAAUCUAUGAAUCUACUAAAUAGUUUAAAGUAAACUCUAAUUGAUGCUGAUUAAGAAAUAACUUUAUUACAUAACUAAACAGCAGAGCAAUAAUAGAUUUUAUAGAAGAUGCAAUAGCAGUUAAAACAAAGUAUGAGUGAACUCAAUUAAGAACGAUUAAAUUCAUUGGAUUUAUAAUAAAAAAAUUAACAAUUAAAGCAUUUGAUAUUAGUGGCUAAUAAAUAGUUUGAAUCAUUAUAAGAGAAAUUACUAUAAACAGAAUAAGAAUUAAAUGAAAUAGUUUCAACAUAGAGUUAGUAGAUUAAAUAAUUAGUUUAAACAAAUAAAAAUUUGAGAGAAGCUAUUGUAUUUAAUGAUAAGAAAUAAGAAGAUCCAAAAAAAGUUAAUUGUUCUCCAUUAAAUUCACAAAGAAAUACACUUAAUAAUAAUUAAGAGAAUCAAUAUAAUCAAUUAAAUAAUUAAUUACCUAUUAAUUCUUAAAGAGCAAGUAAUCUAGAUAAAGGGGUCACAAAUACAUCUCCUUAACAAUCUUAGAGAUGCACAUCUAAUAAAAGAGAAUGGAAUAAAUGUACAAAAAUAUUUAAAUGA
This is a messenger RNA of Paramecium primaurelia, 1081 nucleotides long. Lineage: Eukaryota; Ciliophora; Oligohymenophorea; Peniculida; Parameciidae. The record is from the annotation of a GenBank genome assembly.